This is a messenger RNA of Dimorphilus gyrociliatus, 442 nucleotides long. The record is from the annotation of a GenBank genome assembly. NCBI's taxonomy places the organism in Eukaryota, Metazoa, Annelida, Polychaeta, Dinophilidae.
AAUGGUCUCAUUAGCUACACUCUUAUCGGCCAUCUCCUUUCUAAUCGGUGCUCUUAUUCCUUAUGCUGCUAGGUUAACGGUUGCCAAACUAUUAGUUAUUUCUAUGGAAAUUGGCGUAAGGGGUGGUGAAAUUGCUGCCAAAGUGAUUGAAGAUUCCGUACAAAAGCCGGAAGGCGAUAUAGCUAAUUGUUCAUUGACAGUGUGUACAACUGUUUCCUUAUUACCUUGCCUAAUUGGUUGUUUAGCAUUAAGAACCUAUAAGAAGCGAAAAGGAAUUCUCGAUACUUUUGAGGAAGUCAAAGAAGGUCAAAGCGAAAUAAACAAUAGGGGGAGGAAGUUCGGUCACCAGAUAAUAGAGGAAGAGGAUGAAGAAGAUUUAGACAAGGAAAAUCCAGUAUUUGACAAGCCUGAAUUAUUGGAAGCAAAGGAAACAACGUGCUAA